GGGGUGCGGAGAGCGGGGGACCAUGGAGGGCAUCAGCGUGCAGCAGUUGGUGAGUGGAGAAAGAGAAGGGAGGAAAGUGUUGGGAUGUGGACAUGGAAUUCCUGAUCCUGGAGGCUGGCCCGGAGUCUGGAGGCUGGGACCCCAUGAGGCCGUGGCCCAGGAGAGGCAGAGGCUGGAAGAGGAGAAGAGGAGGAGACUUGAGAGGUUUAAGAGUUCCAGAACUAACCUGGAGAACCUGGCUGACUUGGAAAACUUGGUUCAGAGACGAAGAGAAAAGCGAUUGAAACGCAGAGUCCCCCGCAGGGCACCUGAGCGCGUGGUUGAGCCCCAGGCCCAGGCCCAGGCCGAGCCCGUGGGCCUGGACACAUUCCUGAAGGCGGCGGCCGAGAACCAGGAGGCCCUGGUCCACAAGUACCUGGCGGACGGAGGGGACCCCAAUGCCCACGACAAGCUCCACCGCCGGGCCUUGCACUGGGCCUGCCUGAAGGGCCACGGCCGGCUGGUGGACAAGCUGCUGGAGGCCGGGGCCGCCGUGGACGCGCGGGACUUGCUGGACAGGACGCCCGUGUUCUGGGCCUGCCGGGGAGGCCACCUGGACGUCCUCAAGCAGCUGCUCAACCACGGCGCGCAGGUCAACGCGCGGGACAAGAUCUGGAGCACCCCGCUGCACGUGGCCGUGCGCACGGGGCACUGCGAGUGCCUGGAGCACCUCAUCGCCUGCGGGGCCCACGUCGACGCGCAGGACAAGGAAGGGGACACAGCCCUCCACGAGGCCGUGCGGCACGGCCACCACCGGGCCAUGAAGCUGCUGCUGCUCUACGGGGCCGGGCUGGGCGUGCGGAACCAGGCUUCGGCGACCCCCGUGCAGCUGGCCCGAGACUGGCAGCGGGCCAUCCGGGAGGCUCUGCAGGCCUACGAGGGGCACCCCCGCAGCCGGUGCUGACGGCAGCCCUCGGGCGCUCCGCCACCAUCCGCCCUUCCCCAGGCCUCCGGGAAGGUGGUGGUGUGGGCUCAGGGCCGGCCAGCGGGCAGAUGGAGCAGGAGAGGCUGCGGCAGAACCAGGAGGCCAGACAAGGCGGCGGAGCUGGUGCUGGGAUGGCCGCGAAGCUGAGGAAGCCGUGCGGGGCUGCCCGGGGCCAGGAGCCGCCUUCGAGGUCAAGGAGAUGCCGGUGCCCCUCCCUCCCACGGCGCCUCCUGCCGGGGGCCAUGGCACAGCCGCCGGCGCCGUGGGCCAUCUCUCCGUGACGCCGCUCCUGUCGGCGGGUGUCAGCGGCUCCGGACAGCUCGGCCUAGGACCUCUGUGUUGGUCUGGACGGACGGGGCUGCUCAGCAGGUCUGAGGCCCCAGCACAGAAUCCAGAGCCAGCCUGGUGGCACGGGAACCCUGAGACCGAGGAGCUGAGCCAGUGCUCGGAGCCCGCGCCCUGGGAAAGGCUGGGGCAGGCCUGUCGCCGCUGAGCCGGUCAGCCGGGCGCUCCCGGUAACAUGAAGGCCUGGGUGCGGGGGUGCCUGUGGCCCGGGACCCGCUUUGCCUCGGGCGCUAACGCCAGCGGAGCUCGGUCUGUACCUGCAGCUGUCGCCUCUGCCACCUCCGUGCGGGGCACCGCAGGCUCUGAGCCCGCUGUGGAGGGAAGCAGAGCGGCACCUGCCCCUGCUGGCUGGCGCAGUGCGGGCCCAACUGCACCCUCUCCAGGGACCUCCCCUCCCAUCCCCGGCGCCUCCCUGUGCUGGUGGGGCGUGCUCCUGGCAGGCUGGGUCUCCAGGGCCAGGAGGGAGCCUGGAGGAGCCGAGGGGCAGCUCCCGGUGAAGGCGCCCCCCUCCCUCGCACACGGGCGGCCCCUGGGCAGACACCGUGCCAGCAGUGACUUCUAAGCUGGUGGCCUUCUCGGGCCAAGAGCCAGCUCUUCUUACUGUG
This is a messenger RNA of Pipistrellus kuhlii (Kuhl's pipistrelle), 1914 nucleotides long. It is a transcript of the gene ANKRD23, whose product is annotated as ankyrin repeat domain 23. NCBI's taxonomy places the organism in Eukaryota, Metazoa, Chordata, Mammalia, Chiroptera, Vespertilionidae. Gene Ontology annotation, molecular function: protein binding. Bases 23 to 943 code for a protein of 306 amino acids. The record is from RefSeq and is a predicted model, not a curated record. The transcript is spliced from 9 exons.